AGCUACGAAAACCGCACCAGGGACAAUGGCCGAGAAAGUGGCCCUGAAGGCAUGGAGCCAGAUGGCAUCAUCGAGAGUAACUGGAAUGAGAUUGUCGAUAGUUUCGAUGACAUGAGCUUGUCGGAGUCUCUUCUCCGAGGAAUCUAUGCCUAUGGUUUUGAGAAACCUUCCGCCAUUCAACAGCGGGCUAUUCUUCCUUGUAUCAAGGGGUAUGAUGUGAUUGCACAGGCCCAGUCUGGUACUGGGAAGACUGCCACCUUUGCCAUUUCUAUUCUUCAGCAGGUUGAGCUGGACCUGAAGGCUACCCAAGCCUUGGUGCUGGCACCUACCCGAGAGUUGGCCCAGCAAAUUCAGAAAGUGGUGAUGGCUUUGGGUGACUACAUGGGUGCCUCCUGCCACGCGUGCAUUGGAGGGACCAACGUGAGGGCUGAAGUGCAGAAAUUGCAGUCUGAAGCACCCCAUAUUAUUGUGGGCACUCCUGGACGUGUGUUUGACAUGAUUAACAGACGUUACCUGUCACCCAAAUGCAUAAAGAUGUUUGUGCUGGAUGAAGCAGAUGAGAUGUUGAGUCGUGGGUUCAAGGACCAGAUCUAUGACAUCUUUCAGAAGCUGAGCAGCAACACGCAGGUAGUGCUGUUGUCUGCUACGAUGCCAGCCGAUGUCUUGGAGGUGACA
Messenger RNA from Ailuropoda melanoleuca (giant panda), 675 nucleotides. RefSeq names its product eukaryotic initiation factor 4A-I-like. The transcript has a single exon. The annotation marks the transcript as partial. NCBI's taxonomy places the organism in Eukaryota, Metazoa, Chordata, Mammalia, Carnivora, Ursidae. Gene Ontology annotation, molecular function: nucleic acid binding; ATP binding; RNA helicase activity. The record is from RefSeq and is a predicted model, not a curated record.